AUGUGAGAAGGUAUCAUUCAUAUUUGCGACGUGUACUUGUUAUAAAUAAUUUUGGUCGUGAUAAAAUACAAGAGAUGCAUUCAAAGCAUAUAUGUUAUCUUCUUAUUUUUAGUCACAAGUCAUAACAUAAAUCAAUACUGGUAAUUGAAAGACAAGAGUCAGUGGGUUGUUAUUAAAAGAACUAUUUUUAAACCAAAACCCAAAAUUUUCAUUAAUAAAUUUUCGAAAAUAUUGAGAUCAAUGAGACUAUAGAGUGUAAAAACAACGAUCUUGGUAAAAUGUGUAACCAAUAUCACUUAUACUGCUUUAUUUAAUCACAGAAUUGCAGCAAAGUGUAAUUCUGAGUAAACAGUGAUCUAGGGAGGAGAGAUCACAAAAAUAUACUAAACAAACACAACCAUAUUAUCAAAUUUCCAUUUGAGGAUCGACCAAGCUUUUAAUGAUGACAAGGCUGUACUUGGAGUUAUUAAUUAUUUUCAUCAGCAUCGAUUGUUUGACAAUCGCAAAACUCUACGUAAAUAUUACCGGUGAUAUUACUUUAGGAGCACUCUUCCCAAUUCAUCGGAAAGGAAUGAAUGGAGAUUAUUGCGGAAAAAUUCAGUUAGAGGACGGCAUUCAACCUCUAGAGGCCAUGCUUUAUACGGUUCAACAAAUAAAUCAGAAUCCAAGGCUUCUUCCGGGAAUACGACUGGGAGUUCUCGCUUUCGACUCUUGUGACAAUCCGACUCAUGCACUCCAGCAAGCACUAAAUUUUGUAAAAGGUUUUAUUGCCCACAUCAAUGAGUAUCAUGAGCAAGAAUUCCAGUGUUCAGACGGAAGUGUUCCACGAUUUGAAGGAGAAGGAUUUGAUAAAGUUGUUACCGUAUUAGCAGAACAAUCUAGUUCUGUAACAUUGCAGGUUGCUUCAAUGCUAAGGUUAUUUGGCGUUCCUCAAAUAUCCUACAUGGCAACUUCUCCAUCCCUCAGUAACAAGGAGAAAUAUCCCCAUUUUUUUCGAACUGUUUCAAGUGACGUAAAUCAAGCGCAUGCAAUGUUAGAAAUUCUCAAGAGGUUCGAGUGGACUUAUGUGUCAGUAGUAUACUCAGACACCGAAUACGGUAAUCAAGGAUACGAAACUCUAGUUUCGUUAGCCACCAACUACUCAAUCUGUUUUAGUGCUCCACAGAAAAUAGACAAGGAACGUUUUGUGGCUGAAGAUUACAACAAGAUUAUUCAAACAAUCACAAAGGAAACGGAAGUUCGUGUGGUUGUACUCUUUGCUGAGAAACUUGCGACACUUCAAGUUCUUGAAGCAGCAAAACGUCUUGGAGUUGAAACAAGAUUUGUCUGGAUAGGGAGUGACGCUUGGUCGAGUACUAAUCACCAUGAAUUUUUUAAUCCUGGUAACCAUUACAAAGAUCCAGAUACGAUGAUUGUUCUCGAAGGUGCACUUGCAGUUCAACCUCUUUCAAGACAUUUGACAGGUUUCGAUGAUUACUUCACUAAUCUAACGUACAAGCAUUCAGAAAUAAAUCCGUGGUUCCAGGAAUUAUGGCAGGAAUAUCAUAAAUGUGAUAAAAAUCAAAAGGAGGAAACUUGUGAAGAUCCUUCGAUGAAAAUUAAUUUCCGAAUGGGAUACAAACAACAAAAAUUUCUCCAUUUUGUACGAGAUGCGGUUUAUGCGGUUGCAAAUACUCUUCACAAUCUACAGGUUGAAGUAUGCGGGAAGAAUUUCGUUGGCAUUUGUAAGAGAAUGAGGCAUAUCGAUGGUGAGAUACUCUUAAAGUAUUUGAAUACUGUCACGUUCAAAGAUGAAGCAGGUAAUCUAUUUAGAUUUGUUAACAAUGUUGAUGGUCCUCCGCGUUAUUCAAUUUUGAACUUUCAACGAGAUGAAAAUGGAUCGUAUCAGUGGCACGUAGUGGGAAACUACACACAAAAUAAUCAAAAGAAUCCUGUCUUGUACAUAGAUCGGGCAAGAAUGAAAUAUCGUAGUGAAAAUAAAUCAAACCCGAAAUUUUUCCCCAACUCAACUUGUGCUCAACUCUGUCAGCCAAAUCAAAUUAAAAUUGAAGAAAAGCAAGAUGCUUGUUGUUGGAGAUGUCGAAAUUGUGGAUUGUAUCAGUAUAAAGUAAAUGAACACAGAUGUGAAGAUUGCGAAAGUGGCACAAAACCAUCGUCUGAUGGAAAGUACUGCAUCCACAUUGAAGAAGAGUUUAUUGACUACACAAGCCCGUGGGCUAUUGGCGCAAUGGCAGUAGCGAGCUGUGGAAUCCUAGCAACUAUUUUCGUGCUCUCUGUCUUCUGGAUUUAUGGUGACACUCCAGUGAUCAAAGCGUCUGGCCGAGAAUUAUCAUCCAUUUUACUCCUCGGAACUUUAGUAUCGUUUUUAAUGACAUUUGCUAUCGUAGCAGAGCCAACCAUUAAGACAUGUGCAAUAACUCGUUUUGGCAUAGGACUGUGUUAUACUUUAUGCUAUUCUGCCUUAGUUACUAAAACUAACAGAAUUCAUAGAAUAUUUAACACCAAGUGCUACAGUCCUCAUAAACCAAAAUAUACGAGCCCUCAAUCUCAGAUAAUCAUAAUUGGAAUUCUUACUUUGGUAGAAGUUUUAAUCAAUGGUAUUUGGUUACUAAAAGUACCAGCUUCUAUUGCUCAUCUGUACCCUUCAAGAGAUUUACGAUUGAAAAUUUGCCACGGUUUAGAUGAUAGAUCCUACAUGAUAGGAUUAAUUUAUCCAUUCAUUCUAAUAGCAAUAUGCACGAUUUAUGCAAUAAAAACAAGAAAGUGUCCAGAAGGGUUUAAUGAAACUCGUCACAUAGCUUUUACAAAUUAUACGACGAUGGUUUUGUGGCUGGCGUUUGUGCCUCUGUACUUAACAUUUACAAGUAAUGCUAUUAGAGUUGUCACUCUUGCUUUAUCAUUAUCAUUAAGUGGACUAGUUCAACUGGGAUGCCUGUUCUUUCCCAAGAUAUACAUAGUUUUAAUGAAACCAGAAAAAAAUACCAAAGAGUCGGUAAUGACACAACAUAGAAGCUCAUGUUUACCAACAUCAGCAGUGCCAAUGCUUGUUCUUAAUGGUGAAGCUAUUAAAUCAAAUGCUUAUUCAAAUGGAUCAUUACAAAGAUCAUCAAAAUCUAAUUAUACUUAUACAAAUCAUUGUAAAUCACAAUUUUUGCUAAAAGAUGAAAACAUGGAACUAGAAAAUACUCUAAUAAAGAACAAUGAAAAAUUAGAAACAAACCCAACCUAAAGCUUCCAGAAUAAAAAGACCUUAAUAUACUUUUUAUUCAAAUUAUAGAAGAGAAAUCAAUUGUUACAUGAAUUUUCAUUCAUAUAAAUACUAGCAAUAUCCAAUAACCAUAGUGAGUUUACAAGGAAUUUCCAAUGUAUUUCAUAGUAUAGAUAAUAUUUAAUUACAUGGAAAAAUUUACUAAACUUGUAAAAUAUG
Chelonus insularis is the source of this 3427-nucleotide messenger RNA. RefSeq names its product metabotropic glutamate receptor 3-like. The record is from RefSeq and is a predicted model, not a curated record. NCBI's taxonomy places the organism in Eukaryota, Metazoa, Arthropoda, Insecta, Hymenoptera, Braconidae. Gene Ontology annotation, cellular component: plasma membrane. Gene Ontology annotation, biological process: G protein-coupled receptor signaling pathway. Gene Ontology annotation, molecular function: adenylate cyclase inhibiting G protein-coupled glutamate receptor activity. The coding region runs from base 440 to 3229 and encodes 929 amino acids. The transcript is spliced from 14 exons.